Molecule: messenger RNA, 1202 nt
Organism: Beta vulgaris subsp. vulgaris (sugar beet)
Lineage: Eukaryota; Viridiplantae; Streptophyta; Magnoliopsida; Caryophyllales; Amaranthaceae
Product: psbP domain-containing protein 1, chloroplastic
Exons: 3
Coding region: 80-895 (271 amino acids)
Biological process (GO): photosynthesis
Cellular component (GO): photosystem II oxygen evolving complex; extrinsic component of membrane; photosystem II
Molecular function (GO): calcium ion binding
Source: RefSeq, a predicted model, not a curated record
AAAACAGAGAGUGAUAAAUUAGUAAUUUUCUUUCUUUAAAAGAAUAAAAAGAUAGGAGAGAGAGAAGUAGAUAACGAAAAUGGCGUCCAUCUCCUUCUUCGAAUCACUACCGGCGCCUUCUCUCUCUUCUUCUCUACCCGCCACAAAUACUUCCAGACUUCAAACGCCGUCGUUUUCUGUGCCACAUUUAUCUCCUCAAUUGAAGCAUUCUUCCAGGAUAAUUUGCAAUGCUCAAACUACUACAGCUUUCGCAGUGUCAAGAAGGAAUGCGAUGGUGGGACUUUUCUCAGGAUGUAUUGCCACGCAAGUCAUAACCCAUGACCGUGCAUUUGCUGAACAGUCGGUUGGUUUUAGGGAGUAUAUAGACUUUUUCGAUGGUUAUUCCCUGAGGUACCCUCAGACCUGGAUCCAAGUUAAAGGUGCUGGAGCAGACAUAUUCUUCAGGGAUCCUUUUGUUCUCGAUGAAAAUCUUUCAGUUAAUAUCUCUUCACCCUCAUCAUCUUACUACAAGAGUGUUGAGGAUUUGGGCCCACCAGAAGAAGCUGGGAAAAAUGUACUGAAGCAGUAUCUAACAGAGUUCAUGUCUACCAGACUUGGUGUUCGGCGUGAAUCAAACGUUCUCUCCGCGUCUUCUAGAGUUGCUGAUGAUGGCAGGCUCUAUUAUCAAAUUGAAGUGAACAUUAAGUCUUAUGCCAACAACAACGAGUUGGCUGUCAUGCCCCAGGAGCGAGUGGUUAGAAAAGAAUGGGAUCGAAGGUACCUGUCAGUUCUUGGAGUGGAAAACAGCAGGCUAUAUGAGUUGCGGUUACAAGUACCUGAAGAUGUAUUACGGGAAGCAGAAAAUGAUAUACGUCAAGUAAUGGAUUCCUUCAGAGUAAACAAGGUCACAGUUUAAGCAUACUAUUCUCAGAAGGCAUUUCCUUCACAAUCUUUACUCAAGAUUCAAGUCUCACUUGUAUUGUCACCAAUGUCCAAGGCGAAGUUUGUGAUUCCAGCUCCAUCGAUAACCCACCAGUUCGGGUUGGUUGAUUUUAUUUCUAUUUUGCAAUCUUUCUGAGCCGUAUCUUUCUCGAAUCACAAUGUUACCCAGCUCGUGUAUAGGCUAUAGAUCAUGAUCGCAAAUCAGGUGUAUUAAAUGUUACUUUAUUAAAAAAUUUGGCUACCGUAUGAUGGAAAGAAAUGAAGAUUGCAGUUCAGUAGCA